CCAUUUUGCCACUCGGUUGCAGAUAUGUCAUUUUGUCACAGUUGGCAGCAGUGCAUUGAAAUUAGACUUUUUUCUCACGCAAAAGAACUUGGGACGUCGAGAAAUUAUUUAACUAAAAAUAAUUUAAAUCAAAAUGUUGUCAAGAGCUAGCGUGUUCCAAGUUCGCAAGCCGAUCGCUCAAUUGGUCCGAGCAACCAGCACAACAUCAUCAACCUCAUCAGCUGCUGCCGCAGCUCCAGCUGAAGUUGGUUACCAGCGUCCAGUUCGUCAAAUCGAAGCAGCCCCAGUUCGCUAUGGAUUCAUUCCAGAAGAAUGGUUCCAAUUCUUCUACAAGAAAACUGGUGUGACUGGUCCAUAUGCUUUUGGUUUUUCAUUGUUCACCUACUUGGCAUCGAAAGAAAUUUAUGUCAUGGAGCACGAAUACUAUGCUGGUCUUUCGUUCGCCGCCCUUUUGAUCAUCGGUAUCAAGAAAUUGGGUCCAGGUGUUAAGAAAGCAUUGGACGCUGAAGUCGAUCAAAUUGAAGCCGACUUCGAGCAAGGUCGCAAAGAUGAAGUGGCCAAUCUUGAAGAUUUAAUUGAACAUGAAAAGACCGAACAAUGGCGUGCCGAAGGUCAAUUGAUGUUGAACGAUGCCCAAAAGGAGAAUGUUUCAUUGCAAUUGGAAGCCGCUUACCGUGAACGUUUGGCUCAGGUAUUCAAUGAAGUGAAACGCCGUUUGGACUAUCAAGUCGAGAUCCAAUUGGUUGAACGUCGUGUCAAACAAAAGCACUUGGUUAACUGGGUAUCAAACAAAGUUCUUGGCAGCAUCACACCCGAUCAAGAUAAAGAAACAUUGUCCAAAUGUAUCGCCGAUUUGGGCGCUUUGGCUCCAAAGUAGAACAAAUUAAAUAAGAUGGUGUCUACUUUUACUGUAUAAAACUUUCCGACAUAGAAAUCCAUACGAAUUGUUUCGAGAAUGAUUGAGAGAAAAAAACACUCUGUAUUUGUUUCAAACAUCAAACUGAAAAUUUUUGCCGAAUAAAUUCGAAUCAACAAUCCAAAUGAUUCAAUAAAAAAAAAUGAGAAAAUAAA
This is a messenger RNA of Sitodiplosis mosellana (orange wheat blossom midge), 1071 nucleotides long. It is a transcript of the gene ATPsynB, whose product is annotated as ATP synthase subunit b, mitochondrial. The transcript has 3 exons. Gene Ontology annotation, biological process: proton motive force-driven ATP synthesis. Gene Ontology annotation, molecular function: proton transmembrane transporter activity. Bases 134 to 877 code for a protein of 247 amino acids. The record is from RefSeq and is a predicted model, not a curated record. Lineage: Eukaryota; Metazoa; Arthropoda; Insecta; Diptera; Cecidomyiidae.